Molecule: messenger RNA, 1014 nt
Organism: Camellia sinensis
Lineage: Eukaryota; Viridiplantae; Streptophyta; Magnoliopsida; Ericales; Theaceae
Source: RefSeq, a predicted model, not a curated record
GAUAUCCGUUUCCAGUUCCCGAGGGCAUGGGCUUCUUCUCAGUAUAGGACUUUGUUUGAGAGGCUAGUUGGCAGGGCCUGGUUUCUGGGAGAUCGCUUUAUGCGCCAGACGAUGGGCGUCCCUGAGCAGAGUGUCCCUCUAGCACCUCCAGAUGACAUGUGGUCCGCUGAGAGACUCACUCCCGAGGAGGUCGAUGUCGCUAUGUUGGGUACCAAUGCAGCUCUGCACAUGGAGGAGGGAUAGUGUGCGACUUACCGCCACACGUACUUGAUGCCCCCACUGAUGGGUGUCCGUACUCCUACUAGGAGGGUUGCUGGUGCAUCAUCGUCAACUCGAGCCCGGGCUGCAGAUGUUCUUUCGUCUAGUAGGGCCGGCACAACGAGGAGUGGGCUAGACAGAUUCCCUCGAUUCCCCUGACUUAUCAGCAUGUCGGGUGCCCAGAUCUUCCGACCGAGUUGACUGGAUAGCGAUAAGGGUCAUCUUACCCGAUUCCAAUAGAGCCUCCUAUGCCCGAUCACCGAUAUGUCAGUGAUCCUGACUCACCACCGCCUUCCAGGGAGUAUUCUGAUGAUCUGCUCGGAUUGGUGGCCUCACUUGAGGGCAUGGUCUUGUGGAGGGAGACACAGUUGUUCAUCGUCGGUGUUAUGAUGCCACCACUACAGGCUGGGCCAUCCAGGCCUUCUCGAGGAGCUGGGAGAGGGGACUCGUCUCGUAGACGAGGUAGGCACAGAGCACCUGUCAUAGAUGAUGAGGAGUCUAGCGAGGAGGAGGAGUCGGCGCAUCCUCAGUCGGAGACAUCUACAGGCAGGGAGGAGGACUCUGGAUCCGAUUCUGAGAGUGGAGAUGAUGCCGAAGAGGGUUUCGAGGACGACAGCUCCGAUUCGGAUGAUGGUGCUGAUGCAGAGGUCGUUUAGCCGAAGAGGACAAAGAGGGCCUCUUAUUCUUGCGCUUUAUAGCACUGAUGCAGAUGUUCCUGCUUUAUUUUCUUUUUUUUUUACUAGCAGUUUUAGCACA